This is a messenger RNA of Symbiodinium sp. CCMP2456, 564 nucleotides long. NCBI's taxonomy places the organism in Eukaryota, Dinophyceae, Suessiales, Symbiodiniaceae. The record is from the annotation of a GenBank genome assembly.
AUGGAACCCACGACGAGCUCUGUCGGCCUUGUGUUGACUGCGGGCUCUACACAGGCUGUUUUUGUGAUGGCGAAGGCGAUGGUCAGGAGUGCUAUGCAGUCGAUCGUGUCCCCAGCGAGCGCUGGGCUCCCAACCAGCUCACGCCGCUGUGCACGACCUGCGAUCGUCGGCACGAUAUGUGCCAUUUCUGUCGACGGAUCCCUUGGGUCACGCCGCCUGCUCAUCGUGACCGCGAUCGUCAUCAGCCGGCGUCUGCUCACGCGCCGCCAGCUGGGGCUGAUCCACCCCGAGCUUUCGACGGUCCGGUCUAUUACGUGGCUCCUAAAGCGGGUCCGCCUCAUCAGGGCCGGCUCCUGGGUGCCGGGGCAGAUCAACGCCCGGCCCCUGCGGGUCCGUUUUACUUUGUGGCGCCGGGACAAGCUCCCCGGCGUUUGGAUGAGCUCUCGCCGAGUGCUGAGCUCCCAGAAGGUCGAAGCGAUCUUUCCCGAUUUCCACGCGGGCUAUCGCCAUGCAAAGGCGAAGGCGGCUCCGAAUCCUGCGCCGCUCGAUGUCGAUCCCAUCGAG